GUAUAUGAUAAAAGGUGGGGGAGUCGUACGCGGAAUCUUUUUUAUUUUUUUUUUUUUCCGCUUCUUUUUUCGUUUUUAUUUUCCAAAGGGGGGUGGGAGAAGAUGCAGCAGAUAUCGGAGGUAUAAAGAACACCGUGCAGCUCGUAAUACGUGACAAAUUUUUUCUUCAUCUCCGUACGAGAGGGCUUCGAUAUCGAAGCGCCGACGCUCCUCCGUACGGAUAGAACGACACGAAUAAAUAGUUUUGUAAUAAAAAAAAAUAGAACGGAGAAAAAAUAUACUUUCAAUACCCGUCGUACGAAAUGACAACAUCGUGUAGUUUGACGGUAACGACCCGUCGAGGGAUGAUCGUCGUCUUCACGUUAUUCAUCUGGAUCGAUUCGCCCUCAAAUGUGAACGCCUACACUAACCUUGCCGACGUACCAUGCGGAGAGAUAGGGUCGGGGUCGCGUGCCGCUCGAAUCGUAGGUGGAGAAAACGCGGCGCCCAAGGAAUUUCCAUGGCUUGUCAGCAUCACGAGAAAAGGGGGACAUUUCUGCGGCGGAACAAUCGUUAAUUCCAGGUUCAUCCUCACCGCCGGACACUGUCUGUGCUCGGGAUCCUCGGAGAUACCGGCGCGUCAAUUGCGGGUCACGUUGGGCGAGUACAAUUUGCGGGGUCCCGAGGUACCUCCGGCAAGAGAGGAGAGUAUCAGAAGAGUUUUCAUUCACCCUGGACACAAAUGCGGUGGUUACAUAGACGACAUAGCUUUGCUGGAAUUAGACAGACCGAUUUCUUGGUCGGAGAGCGUCAGACCGGCCUGCCUUCCGUCGUCGAACGGUGCCGCCGGCUACAGCGAUUUCGAGGGAGAGAACGCAAUCGCCGCGGGCUGGGGGUGGCUAGGAGAAGACACAUCCAGACACAAGAGGGCAGACAUCCUUCAGAAGGUCGGUGUACGUGUGGUGGAAAAUAACUUAUGUCGGCAGUGGUACGCUAGUCAAGGUAAAAAAACGCGAGUCGAACCUCAGCAGAUGUGUGCGGGCCACGAGGAGGGCGGUCGAGAUUCCUGCUGGGCCGACAGCGGAGGUCCUUUGAUGGUCCGCGGUCGUCGGGGUACAUCGGAAACAAUGGUCGUGGGUGUAGUUUCGACGGGAGUCGGUUGUGCGCGUCCCCGACUUCCCGGCGUUUACACAAGAAUUUCGGAAUACGUCUCCUGGAUCGAACAACGAGCGUUUCAACGUUGAAACACCGAAAUCAACCUUUUGAAAAGGCAAAAUCUGUGAUAAUACAUACGUAUAUUUUAAGGUCCAUACGAUUUUUGAGGCGGUCGCACAACGCCACCGUCCUCUUCUAGUCAUUUUAACGUAAUUAGCUUAUCGAUUGUUAGGAGAUGAAAAUUAAUUAGAUUUUUAAGACGUCGUUAAGACGAGCAAUAAAUAACGUAUGCCAUUUGCUGUACGGAUAGUGCAACGUA
This is a messenger RNA of Athalia rosae (coleseed sawfly), 1453 nucleotides long. RefSeq names its product transmembrane protease serine 9-like. Gene Ontology annotation, molecular function: serine-type endopeptidase activity. Gene Ontology annotation, biological process: proteolysis. NCBI's taxonomy places the organism in Eukaryota, Metazoa, Arthropoda, Insecta, Hymenoptera, Athaliidae. The transcript has 5 exons. The record is from RefSeq and is a predicted model, not a curated record. Bases 303 to 1223 code for a protein of 306 amino acids.